UAUAUUUAUGACUUAUGUAUGCAUGUAAAUGUUAUCAAAAUGGCUUUUGUUUUUGAAAACACAAAAGAGGAGUCAGGAGUGUUAAGUUAUCAAUAAUUUUCAUUUGUGUCCGUGGUGCUUUAAUCGUAAAUUGUUUUUAGUUCAGUGGCUGAGUUUUUUUAAUUAUUAUUGCUACUAAUUUAUGAUUUAAAUUAAAUUUUCAUUAGUUUAACCUUAUUAAUACUAAGUCUCUUUUAUUGGUAAUUAUAGAAGAACGUAACAUAAUAUCUCUAAUUCAUCAGACUAUCUGUACAAUACGUUUAAUUAUUGUUGAAUUAUUUAUUUUAAUACAAUUUUUUUUAAAUAAAAUUUUUAUUAAAAUGCUCAGUGUUUUACUAUUUAUUUUAAAAAUAUAAAGUUUAUAAAGAAAAUUUAAAAUGAAUGUUCCCUACAUUAAUGACACAUUCAACAUCAACGAACUUUCAACAGAACAACAAAAGUUGUUAAUAGAAAUAAGAAGACGUAAAGCUGAACUUUUACUUGAAAUACAGCAACUUAAAGAUGAAUUAUCAGAAGUUGUUGGGGAAAUGGAGAAUAUGGAUUCAAAUGAUGAUAGUAAAAAUCAAACCAAAGCAAAACAGUUAUCAAUUGGUCGAAAGAAAUUUAAUAUGGACCCUAAGAAAGGAAUUGAAUUUCUUGUUGAACAUGGUCUAUUAAACCAUAAUGAAGCUGAUGUAGCUGCUUUUCUUUAUAAAGGAGAAGGUUUAAAUAAAACUGCCAUUGGCGAUUACUUAGGAGAGAGAAAUGAUUUCAAUGAAAGAGUUUUAAGAGAAUUUGUUUCUCUUCAUGAUUUUACUGAUCUCAUUUUAGUUCAAGCAUUACGACAAUUUUUAUGGAGUUUUAGGCUUCCUGGUGAAGCACAAAAAAUUGAUAGAAUGAUGGAAUGUUUUGCUGAAAGAUAUUGUCAAUUAAAUCCAAAUAUUUUUACUAACACUGAUACUUGUUAUGUUUUGUCAUUUGCUAUUAUUAUGUUAAAUACAAGUCUUCAUAAUCCUAGCGUAAAAGACAAACCAUCUGUUGAACAAUUUAUUCAAAUGAAUAGAGGGAUAAAUAAUGGUGGUGAUUUACCUAGAGAAUUGCUUAUUAGCUUAUAUGACAGCAUAAAAACUGAGCCUUUUAAAAUACCUGAAGAUGAUGGCAAUGAUUUAAUGCACACGUUUUUCAAUCCUGAUAAAGAAGGAUGGUUGUGGAAACAAGGUGGUCGUUACAAGAGUUGGAAACGGCGAUGGUUCAUACUAAAUGAUAAUUGUUUAUAUUAUUUUGAAUAUACUACUGACAAAGAGCCUCGUGGUAUAAUUCCAUUAGAAAAUAUUGAAGUUAGAGAAGUAUCUGAUCGUCAUAAGCCACAUUGCUUUGAAUUAUAUGCUGCUCCUGGCACUACAGAUUUCAUUAAAGCCUGUAAAACUGAUAGCGAAGGAAAGGUUGUAGAAGGUAAACACACAGUUUAUAGAAUGUCUGCUGCUACAGCUGAAGAAAAGGAUGAGUGGACAAAAUGUUUAAGACAAAGUAUUAGCCACAAUCCAUUUUACGACAUGCUGGCUGCACGUAAAAAGAAAGCCCAAAAAAGUAACAUACAUAGUCGAAGUUAGCAUCAUUUCUAUUGUUAUGUGAAAGUGUCCCUGUACUAUUUAAAGUUUAAAUUUGGAUGUCAAGUAUGAAAAAAGCGAGCAAAAAAGGAGAUCAAAUAAAUUCAUGUGAUGUAAUAAUGAUAAAAAUCAACAUCUACAUUAAUAUUUGGAUUAAAAGGACAUAGUGUGAUAGAACAAUAAUCAAUUAACCAUUGAUUUGCACAUCUUAUUUUGAAUAUUUUUUGUAGCACAUUUAUGUGUUACUAAAUUACUACAUAAUUUGUUUAUUGUUUUUAUAAUAUAGUUCAAAUUAUUUUA
This is a messenger RNA of Daktulosphaira vitifoliae (grape phylloxera), 1925 nucleotides long. RefSeq names its product cytohesin-1 (gene step). The transcript is spliced from 11 exons. Gene Ontology annotation, biological process: regulation of ARF protein signal transduction. Gene Ontology annotation, molecular function: guanyl-nucleotide exchange factor activity. NCBI's taxonomy places the organism in Eukaryota, Metazoa, Arthropoda, Insecta, Hemiptera, Phylloxeridae. The record is from RefSeq and is a predicted model, not a curated record. The coding region runs from base 417 to 1628 and encodes 403 amino acids.